UCGCAGGAACAAGAAGCGUGAGGUGGAGACAGGAUAGGCUGGGACACAAGGUCCAGUUUAGUGUGUGUCCCAGCCCAGAACCCUCAUUGAGCCCAAAUCCUCAUCUCCCCCUGGUAGUGGGGCUCAGCGCAGACAGCGUAGAACUGCUGGGCCUCUGGGACCCAUCAGACUGGACCUGGACUGGAGAUGAUCUCCUAAGCAGAUACCCCCUUCUGAACUGGGGAUGUAGGGCUUUGAAACCAGAAAAUGCCAGGUCUGAAAGAGAGGAAAGCACAAGUCCAGCAAUACACAGAGCUCUGUGUAUUCAGAGGGAAGUUGGCAGGGUUGUGUUCGGGCAGAGAAACUCCGAGUGGUACAAAGGGACGUGCCCAGAGUGGAGAAAUCAUGCUAAUUGUCUGCACCAGAGCUGGAGAACGCCACCCAAAAUGAAGAGAGAAAGAAGAGCCCUGUCCAGAGCCUUCAGUGCCCUGCGCCUCGCUCCUUUUGUCUACCUUCUUCUGAUCCAGACAGAGUCCCUGGAGGGGGUGAACAUCACCAGCCCGGUGCGCCUGAUCCACGGCACAGUGGGGAAGUCAGCCCUGCUUUCUGUGCAGUACAGCAGCACCAGCAGUGACAAGCCCGUGGUGAAGUGGCAGCUGAAGCGGGACAAGCCAGUGACGGUGGUACAGUCCAUUGGCACAGAGGUCAUUGGCACCCUGCGGCCUGACUAUCGCGACCGCAUCCGCCUCUUUGAAAAUGGCUCCCUGCUUCUGAGCGACCUGCAGCUGGCUGAUGAGGGCACCUAUGAGGUCGAGAUCUCCAUCACAGAUGACACCUUCACGGGGGAGAAGACCAUCAACCUCACUGUAGACGUGCCCAUUUCGAGACCGCAGGUGUUAGUGGCUUCAACCACUGUACUGGAGCUCAGCGAGGCCUUCACUCUGAACUGCUCGCACGAGAAUGGCACCAAGCCCAGCUACACCUGGCUGAAGGAUGGCAAGCCCCUCCUGAAUGACUCUCGAAUGCUCCUGUCCCCCGACCAAAAGGUGCUCACCAUCACCCGAGUGCUCAUGGAGGAUGACGACCUGUACAGCUGUGUGGUCGAGAACCCCAUCAGCCAGGGCCGCAGUCUGCCCGUCAAGAUCACCGUAUACAGAAGAAGCUCGCUUUACAUAAUCUUGUCGACAGGAGGCAUCUUCCUUCUUGUGACCUUGGUGACAGUCUGUGCCUGCUGGAAACCCUCCAAAAAGUCUAGGAAGAAGAGGAAAUUGGAGAAGCAAAACUCCCUGGAAUAUAUGGACCAGAAUGAUGACCACCUAAAACCUGAAGCAGACACCCUCCCACGAAGUGGAGAGCAGGAACGGAAGAGCCCCAUGGCACUCUAUAUCCUGAAGGACAAGGACUCCCCGGAGCCCGAGGAAAGCCCCACGCCCGAGUCCCGAGAUCGGAGCGCCACAGAGCCCGGCCCUCCCGGCUACUCCUUGUCGCCAGCAGUACCCGGCCGCUCGCCGGGGCUGCCAAUCCGCUCGGCCCGCCGCUACCCGCGCUCCCCAGCGCGCUCCCCCGCCACGGGCAGGACGCACACGUCCCCGCCCCGGGCCCCGGGCUCGCCCGGCCGCUCGCGCAGCGCCUCACGCACACUGCGGACUGCGGGUGUGCACCUGAUCCGCGAGCAAGACGAGGCCGGCCCGGUGGAAAUCAGCGCCUGAGCCGCCGCGGGACCCCCGGCAGGCGCCCGCAUCCUGCGGCCCGCGGCCGGGGGAGGGCCGGGAAGCGGGGCCGCCGCCCGCGGGAGGCGAGGGGACGUCCCCAGGGGGGCGCGCGAGUCUCGCGUGUGGACGAACGCUAGUGUGCGCGGAUGGGGGUCGCAGCGGGGCAGCGGAGAGUGGAUCUGGUGGUGAAACCGAGUCAUAUUUGCUUCCGGUUCACUGGCUGUGUCCUCAGUGGGUAUGGGUUGUGUGCCCUCUUAGGACCAUAGAGAUUAUUAAAUUUCCAGCCCAAUCCGCCAAGGGUCUUAUGGAAACUAACAUAAAUAACCUAACCCCCGUGACUAUCCUGUGCCCUUCCCAGGGAGUUCUCAUGCUUCCCACCCACCUCCCUUCCCUGCGAACCAACGCCUGGUUCCUGGGGCACUUUUUUGGCCAUUCCAGCUUUGAGAGGCCACUUGCCCAAAACAUACGACUGUCCUAAACUAAGAGAAAGUCAGAGGCUGGUUACCAAGUGUACAGGGGCUGUUCUGAGCAUCCGAGGAAUCACUGAGAAGGCAGUGCCCUAAAGGACUCUUCUCUGGGCACCUGGUACCUGGGCACCUACCAGCUGGUGAGAGAGGAGCUCAAGUAUAUUCAUUUGCCCCCUGACCUGGGCCCUAGCACGGGCAAAGGUCUCAAGCCUCCCGUGCUUGGCCUCCUCCCAGAGCCUCCCUCAGCGGCAUGCCAAGCAUUCUUCCCAUCUCUAUUCCUAUAGAGAAGGGAGUCUCACUCACUGCCCUGGCCCAGAAAGCUAGAUCAUGUGAAGAACUGUUU
This is a messenger RNA of Ceratotherium simum simum (southern white rhinoceros), 2501 nucleotides long. Lineage: Eukaryota; Metazoa; Chordata; Mammalia; Perissodactyla; Rhinocerotidae. The record is from RefSeq and is a predicted model, not a curated record.